This is a messenger RNA of Tetrapisispora phaffii CBS 4417, 1614 nucleotides long. RefSeq names its product triglyceride lipase ATG15 (gene ATG15). Gene Ontology annotation, biological process: neutral lipid catabolic process; multivesicular body membrane disassembly; macroautophagy. Gene Ontology annotation, molecular function: glycerophospholipase activity. The transcript has a single exon. The coding region runs from base 1 to 1614 and encodes 537 amino acids. The record is from RefSeq and is a predicted model, not a curated record. Lineage: Eukaryota; Fungi; Ascomycota; Saccharomycetes; Saccharomycetales; Saccharomycetaceae.
AUGGGAAUAUUACUGAAAGAAAAACAGCAACUUCAAAGUACUGAUAUACUUCUUUCGCAACUUAAAGGUGCUAUUUUUGUUUUGACUUUCAUUUUGAGCAUAUUUGCAUACUUUAAGUUAUCUAGACAAGCUGACUUGGGGAUACCUGAAGAAAGUAGACAACUCAGUGGUUCAUUUAAACUUACAAGAAUAUACAGACAUGGUAUUGGAAUGUACCAUGAUAAACACCAAAUAUUGGAGAUAGAUGAUACAAAUAUGGAAAGUUUGAGAGCAAACUACCAGAGCGAGUUAUACAUAAUGAACACAAAUGAGCAUGAUGAAGGUAUGGAUCAACUUUGGACUAGUAAUCCAAUGUAUACAACUGAUAAUCCAUUCAACUACGAGUUUAAAUUAGGAGCCAAGAAUAAGAAUUUACUAAGACUAGUAAAUCGGGAUCCAGAAUUUAUCGAAGCAUACCUAGACUCCUAUGGAAGUUCCAAUGUCUUUGAAAAUAAAGUUUUGGAGUGGAAAGAGGGAGGAGAAGACGUACUUGUCCCUGAUGUGACAGAUAUGAAUACUGUUAUUUCAUUAGCUCUAAUGUCGUCUAAUGCAUAUGUAAAGUUGCCACAGACUGGCGAUUGGAGAAACGUCACGGAACCAUGGAAAGAAAGUAGAUCUGAUGGUUAUGGAUGGGAUAGUGAUGGAUUAAGAGGUCAUAUUUUCUACAAUGAGGUAAACGAUAUAGUUGUUUUAUCAGUCAAAGGAACCAGUGCUCAGGGUAUACCAGGUGCAGGAGAUGACGAGACUACAACUAACGAUAAACUUAAUGACAACUUACUAUUCUCUUGCUGUUGCGCAAGAGUUAGUUACCUGUGGACCACCGUCUGUGACUGUUAUACAAAGUCGUAUACUUGCGAUGAAUCGUGUCUUGAACAGUCCAUGAAGAGAAAGGACGGCUAUUACCAAGCUGUAAUGGAAAUAUAUAAGGAUAUCUUAGAAGCAUAUCCAACUGCAUCGGUUUGGUUAACUGGUCAUUCUCUAGGAGGUGCAUUGUCUGCUUUAUUGGCAAGAACCUAUGGGCUACCGGCCAUCACCUUUGAAGCUCCAGGUGAAGCUCUUGCUGCCAAGAGACUCCACUUACCAUACCCACCAGGUUUGCCAGAGUAUGAGGAACACAUAUGGCAUAUCGGCCACACAGCCGACCCGAUAUUCAUGGGUACCUGUAAUGGGGCAUCUUCCAGUUGCUCAAUAGCGGGGUACGCGAUGGAAACUCAAUGCCAUUCAGGCUACGAGUGUGUGUAUGACGUUGUCAAAGACAAAGGCUGGCACGUAAACAUACUAAAUCAUCGAAUUCACACCUUGAUAGACAAAAUUUUAAACGAAUAUGACGAAGUAGCCCAAUGUGUUAGACCUGAAGAGUGUAUUGACUGUUACAACUGGAACUUUAUACCGAACCAAGACGAAACAAGCUCUGCCAUAACAACUACUAGCAAUAAGAAGACCAAGACAAAUACCAGAAGUAAGACUGCCACGAAGACGACAUCUACAACCAACACUAAAACCACGACGGCCGUCAGAUGCAUAGGCAGGAACUGGGUAGGUAUCUGCACAGAUUACGGUCCCGCUCCAACUUAA